ACGGAACCAACAAAAUGUCAGCCUGGCUCGUGGCCCGUCAUAGUCCCGUAUGGAGCGCGAGGCUUAUUUGCACCGACUGGCCGGCCACCUGACCACCCUGUGCGGGCACGCUAGCAUUGUCGGCCCUUCCCGCUUACGGCUCGAUGGAACAACAAAAAUGCGCAUUGGCGGUCCGGACAACCGCCUCGUGGCCCGGCGCACAGGGACCCCGCCUUGCCCGCAGCCCAAUCGUCCAGCUCGGCUACAGUGGCAAACCCCUGCAAACCGCUGACUGGCCCGGGUGAAGCAGCCACGAACAAGCUAAAAUGAAAAGGUUGGCUCCUGUCGGG
Microdochium trichocladiopsis is the source of this 329-nucleotide messenger RNA. RefSeq lists its product as uncharacterized. The coding region runs from base 50 to 271 and encodes 73 amino acids. Lineage: Eukaryota; Fungi; Ascomycota; Sordariomycetes; Xylariales; Microdochiaceae. The record is from RefSeq and is a predicted model, not a curated record. The transcript has a single exon.